This is a messenger RNA of Mya arenaria, 963 nucleotides long. Its product is annotated as mammalian ependymin-related protein 1-like. Bases 118 to 747 code for a protein of 209 amino acids. NCBI's taxonomy places the organism in Eukaryota, Metazoa, Mollusca, Bivalvia, Myida, Myidae. The record is from RefSeq and is a predicted model, not a curated record. The transcript is spliced from 7 exons. Gene Ontology annotation, cellular component: extracellular region; lysosome. Gene Ontology annotation, biological process: cell-matrix adhesion. Gene Ontology annotation, molecular function: calcium ion binding.
AUGCUUACUAUCGCGAGAUUGUUUUCUUGAUGAAGUUCUGAACUUGGACGGGUUUUUUUAAAAGAGGAUAUUUCCACUUAGUGUGUCUCUUUUAUUCACGAACGCUGUUGAAGAACAAUGGACAAACUUUUUGUGUUACUGAUCCUCACCCCCGCGGUUUUAGGGGUGAAAAACUGCUGCUUCCCCUCACAGUUCGAGUGUGUGGAAGGGCUUGUUACCGGAAGCGCUGAUGACGAGGGCCAUACGUCUGUUACAACGGGUAACCUUCAACUUUCGUACGAUGCGAGUGGGAGAAGGAUUUAUGUUCUUGAACAACUGCAAACAGGAAACAUCACGGAGACAUAUACACUUAUUCAGCUCUAUAAUGAGAAUAUGCAGUAUAUUAUUCAUAACGGAACGUGCACAGGCGGUAAACUUGGCUCUUGGGAUAACAGGAACUGCAUACCAGACAAUGCAACAGCAGGGACAAACUUUAUACUCGGACAUCAGCAAUCAGCUUUGGUCACCCCUUAUAUGUGGAACCUGGCAGACGGAACUUCCCUAACCAUGACUGUUACAGACAAUUGCACACCCCUUUCUGAACUCACGUAUGGCACAAGGGAAGGCACUUCAUUUUUGUCCGGUGUGGAUUUCAAUAACAUCAAUCUUGGUAUCAAGGACCCAACUGUGUUCGUGGUGCCGGACAUCUGCAAACAACAGGCCUUGGGGCAGACAAUUUACCGGAGGAGAAGAAGUCAUCUUUAUUGAAAGAAUUGAGUGUCGUGUACCCGUAUGCGUUUGUUCAAGGUGUAAUCUUAGUUACAAUAAAACUUUUUUUUUAAUAAUAAACUAGAAGACAAAUAAAGGCUUGUUGUGUAUUCAUAUCACAUUGCAGCUGUGAUAGAGCUCUCUAACUGACAAAAACGAUUUUGGACAACAACCUGGUAACUUGUACUAGAAUUAUAUUCUAUUUCAGUCCCAUUU